UAUCAAACGUUUUCCACGGCAAUUCAUCGUGAGUAACAGCCCCUAUACUUCCACUAAUUUCUCUUCUUUUUGUACAAAAAUGGCUCCGACAAUUGCGGUGUCCUCCGCCUACACGAAGCAGCAAUACCGAGUCGCCGCUGUUUCUGACGACGCCGAGGUGUUGAAGAAAAGAAACGAGGAGUUGGAGAAGGAACUGAAAAGGAGUCUAGAGAGGGAGGAGAAAAUGAAGCAGGAAUUACAAAGAACAUACGAGCGGCUGAGAGUGGCGGAAGAGGCGGAGGAGCGGCUUUGUUCACAGCUCGGAGAGCUCGAGGCGGAGGCGCUCAAUCAAGCCCGGGAUUACAGGACCCGUACGAUGUCGUUAAUGGAACAACUUUAUUCCGCACAGAAACUUCUACGGGAAGCUUCAAUUUCUCUCCCCAAUCCUCAGUUAUGCUGCUUAAAUUCACCAGUGCUUAAAAGUGACUUUUAAUUACUUUUUUAUACUGUGAAAAUAAGCAGUUAAAUAUGGUGCUCGAUCUUCAGUAAGGCUAAACAUGCUUAAAUUCCACUUUCUUUAUAUAUAUAUAAGUUUGAGAUUCUGUAAUCGGAAUUUUUUUUUUUUUGGGGGGUGAGUUUCCCUCUGUGUGGCUGAAUUGGAGUUGUGCAUUGAGUUGUUUUUUCUAUGUGGAAACGGAAGAUUUUUGUGAUA
Molecule: messenger RNA, 691 nt
Organism: Olea europaea var. sylvestris
Lineage: Eukaryota; Viridiplantae; Streptophyta; Magnoliopsida; Lamiales; Oleaceae
Product: protein RESPONSE TO LOW SULFUR 3-like
Exons: 1
Coding region: 80-472 (130 amino acids)
Biological process (GO): cellular oxidant detoxification
Source: RefSeq, a predicted model, not a curated record